Molecule: messenger RNA, 10405 nt
Organism: Diceros bicornis minor
Lineage: Eukaryota; Metazoa; Chordata; Mammalia; Perissodactyla; Rhinocerotidae
Gene: MED26
Product: mediator complex subunit 26
Exons: 4
Coding region: 5937-7655 (572 amino acids)
Biological process (GO): regulation of transcription by RNA polymerase II; positive regulation of gene expression
Cellular component (GO): nucleus; mediator complex; core mediator complex
Molecular function (GO): transcription coregulator activity
Source: RefSeq, a predicted model, not a curated record
AGAUAGUUCAGAAUUCUUAAGAACGUGAAGUGGCUUUCUAGAAUACUUCAUCAUUUGAGUUUGCAGAAUGAAAAGUUUUACAGUCAGGUGCGGGAAGUCAGUUCUUGGUUGUCUCUGACCUGAGGGAAUGGAGAGUUUGGCGGAAUAGCUGGCAAAUCCUUGGAUGGUUUGCCCUCUCAGCAAUGGGAUGGGAAGGGGGCAGGUGUCAGGCUCUUUGAGGGCCUGGGGGCUGGUUUUAAGUAUUCGAAGUGCUGUUGUAUCCCUGGGGUUCCAUUUGCUCUGUGUGGCCUUCGGAGGCAAACUUAGGAGGGGGAAGGCAAGGAGUUCCUGGGAGGUGGGCUCUGCUGCGCUCAGGGGAGCUCUUGAUUAUUGGCAGAGCUGGCUAGAGACAGUCCAGGGCCCCCAUGCCAGGUGGGUGUGCAGAGACGUCCAGGCCCUCCUUCUGGACCCGUAGACUCCUGACCUUUGAGUUCCUGGAGGUUCUGUGAUUGUGUGGAGCCCAUUAAAAAGAAGGGUCAUGUCAGGUGAUGGUUAAAAGCCUUCAAAUGUUCCUGCGGCUGCCACGAAGUUUCCUGUAUUCAUCCACUGGAGGCUGUAACAGGAACAGCUGCCGUUUCCUGAGCACUUAGCAGGUGUGAGGUAUGGUGUGGAGCACUUUGGAUCCCAGUUGGUUCCCUGAACUAUUCCUAGGGGUGGAUGCUCCAUCUUCGUUUGAGAGGAGGGCAGAGGUUAAGUGAUCUGUCCAGUCUCGCAGAGGAGGCUAUUGGAAGCUCUGGCCCCAAACCCAGUGCUGGUUGGCUCAGAAGCCAGUGGACUUAAUGACACCAAUCGCCUGCCUCCCACAUAAGCAGUGCCCAGCGUGAAAGGUGGGCCCCAGUACAUCUGAGAUGCAACCUCACAAACACAAAGUGUUUUUAAUUUCUAUUUCCUCCCAGUUUCUACAACCUUUCCUUCCUUAAAAUCUUCUAGCCUAGUGGCUGCUAACCUUUUUGCGUGUCAGGAUCCAUUUUUAUGAUCAGAAACAUUCAGGAACUUCCACAUAAUGACAAAUGUACUUUGAGUAGCUGUUUUUUGAGAAAGUUCAAGGACAGAAGCUACUCCUAAUCUAGUGAUGCUUUGAAAUGAAGUUAUGUCAUGUCAUCAAAACAGCAUCUACUGAAAUCUGCAAGCUGAUCUUAGUUGUAUGUGUGUGACACCUAGGAUUGGACCCUCUGCAUCACCGCUGUUUGGGGCCCCCUGUCAGCCCUACUGCUCUCCCUUUUCUAGAAACCUUUCCUGUUUUAAUCCAAGACAGUCUCCCUCUGGCACCGUACAUAACUUAAAAACCCUGCAUUCCGGUUGAUAACAGGUCUUGUGGAUGGAGUUUUCAAUGGGAUUGCAAGCUCCUUAGUAGCGGAGCAUGCGUUGCUCCCCAUGUAUCUAAAACUUCCACAACAGGUGGGUGCUCAGAUGCUUGUUGAUCUUCCUGUGAAGAGGGCUGAUCUUAGGAACUGGCUGUCAGCACUUACUGAGCAGGUACUGGAUGCUGGCACUUUUCAGCACUUAGCAUGCGUUCAAAACUCCCUUAAUCUGUACAGCAACCCAGGGAGGCAGGUGCUCAUGUGGAAACUGAGGCUUAGGGGGCACGCUGCUGGAAGGGAUUGUGCUGGGAUUGGAACCCACCCCCUAGUCUUCACCCACCUGCCACUGCCUUCCAUGUCACCUGAGAGAGCAACAUGGGUACAAGGCAGGCACUUCACUCUCCUGCCUGGGUCUGGAUCUUUUCACCAGAUUCAUCUGUGGGCUCUUUUUAUGCAAGGCGGGAGGAGAGUUGUACCUGAAAUGCUUUAUGCUUUCUCUUGAACUGGCUGAGGAGAAGGCAAGAGGCAUUUGUUCCUUUUUGUUUCAGGCAUUUUUCACCCCGACAGAGAAAGGAUGGCUCUUGUCUUAGAUCCCUGCCUGUUCAUGGACCCUGGAGAUACUGUUCAAAUGAUGCUUUGGGACCCUUUGGCCUCUUUUGGUCAUGUGACAAACCAGACCCUUCCUGGACACCCCUUUCCCCUGGGUUUCAUUCGUCAGGGCCAGAAAGUGGGUGAUGCUUUCUCCAGGCUACACCCUGUGGUGGGGCAGCCUUAUGGCUGCUCUGGAGAUCCCAGUCACUCGUCUGCUGUGUGCCUAGAGGAAUUUCAUAGAUGGCUGGCCUUGAUUCUGUGGCAGGAGGUUCUGGGGUGCAGAUGUCAGCAGUCAGGUGAGUUACUGAUGGAGGAGUAGAUAUGCAGGACCAUGGCUCACAUUGAGAGCCCAGAAGGUGGCCUAGCAGCCAUCCUCCAGGUGCUGGUGGCCCCACUGCCCUGCUCCUGCCUUCAUCUCCAUCCCUCACCCACACCUCUGGUCAUACUUGGCUCAGGGCAGCCUUCUGACCCACCAAGCUGGUGAGUCUGCCUGCACACACUGGGGGCUGUGUGGUUCUUGUACCCUAGAUGGCUUAUUUUGAUAUCCCCUCCCUGCCAUUCCAGCUUAGCUCUCUUGACCCCUCUUGCCAUCCGAUCCCUGGCCCAGCUCUGGUUGGAGUGUGGGACGGUGGCCACAUCCUCUUUCCCCCAGGUGAUCCCCAAGGUAGCUAACUUGAGGUAGUUUCUUAAGGCCAGCCCUCCCAGAAGUCACUUCCGGUAGACACUUCCCAACUUUAUUUACCCCCUCAGUGCAUCUUGCAUCUGUGCUGGCAAGCAGUUGUCAGGCUGGCUUUUUAGUGCUGUCUGAGGGGGUCGCGUGACACUGACGUGUAGGUGUGUAAAAUAGGAGCCAUGUACUCUUUCCGCUGAUUGUUUCACGUUGUUUCCUUCAAGUGUUCGGUUAGGUAGUUGCCAGCAGAGCACCUAUCUUCUACUUCCUUUACUAAUUCUGUUGGCUGAUCUCCCCCAGAGGGAGGGGAGCACUGUGCUCCUGACAGGCGCUUAAACAAGGGUGCUGAUUGGCUCGUGUCACUCAAAGACUCAGAGGUGGGUCUGUUCUCAGGUGAGGACCUGGCUUUGCUCCAUCUCUCUGUUCUGCCUUUUGUGGUGUUACCUUCACACAGUGGGGUGUCUUCCCCCCAGCCCCUGGACCUUCAGGAUUUACCCUCAUUGACCAUCAUCCAAGGGGAGAAAGAGACGGUGACUCUUUACCAGAGGCCCCAGCAGACAUUUCCUUUGCCUUCUCUUUGAUGGAAUUGGCAGGCUAUGUUGGUUGGUUGACCCCUAAAUCUGGGCAUGGUGUUAGUUCCACCCAGCCAGACCCAGAAUAAAGGGGAUGCCUCCAGGAAACAUCAGAGUCCUGUUGAUGGGAGAAGGGGGUAGUGGGACAGGGAGCAAGCUGACAGUGUCCCCUGGUGCGUGCUGGUUUCAUCACCUCUUUAAUGUGAAAGUGCCAUCAUGUAGUUGGCCUUAGUGCUGGGCCUGGGAGACUUGGCUCCAGAUGACAGAAUGGGCGUAACUGAAAUGUAAGGUCCGGAGUAAGCAAUGCUGGUUUGGAUAGUGUGAGGUUGCAACAUGGGGUUCUGAGUACCCACUCCUCCUGGUUGACCCCACAGACUCUGAUUUGCCUGGAGUCACACUUGGGUACCUUACUGUUACAGGGUGUCAGGUUGCAGCUUCUGAGCCCAUCCUGGGCUGAGGAGGACUUCAGGAGAGCCUGUCACAGCACUGCUGCUUCUCCAGUCCCCAUCAUCUCUCCUGUGCAGCAGUACCUCCUGGACCCCACCCAGGCAGGGGGAAGUGGCACAGUCCAGGAGGCCCAGACCCACCCAGGCCCCCUGUAGUCAUGAGGAGGCAGCGCCCAUGACCCGGGCAAGAGCCGAGUUCCCCAGAUGUCUGUCCUCUCGGCUCAGAGGCACUGACAGGCCCUGGAUGGGGACUGGGAGGUCUAGUCGCAUCUGAUUGUCCUGCCCAUUUCCUCUUGUCUGUCCCCUCCCUCUGGUUAAGCUGGGUAACCGGAAACUGGUACCUGCAUUUCCGGGCCUGGCUUCUUCCCCUUUGAUUAACUGAGAGGGAUGGGUCAGGUGAUCUUUGUGGCCUCCUCCAUUUUUCCCUCCCUGUGUUUAUAAGGGUCUCUCAGCAAGACCUGAAGUUGGUGAGGUCUGUUCCCUCUUUGCUGGAUGCUGGCAGCCUGGCAGUGACAGAAGUGGACUACGUUCAAUUUUAGGCGCAAUCGGAGCAGAAAAGACUUCUUCCACGUGAUGGGAAACACAGCAGCUCUGGAUUGUGACUUCUUGAAGGCUAGGCCACUGAAGACGAAGGAAUUCUCUCACUUGCUUCCAGUGCGGAAGCUCCUGGAGAAGCACUCCACUCAGCCCGGCGGUGGGGUGAAGGGGCCUCGUAAGAAAAUGGCAGUGCCCGCAGGAAGUCGGGGAGGAGCUUGCAGAAGCAGGGUCUGCUGUGCAGACACAAGCUACAGGUGCUCCGGACUGCUGUAGCCUUCCUAUGUGGCAGGAUGAAAAUGGUGAGGGCCCUCAUCUGGGGUGGGGAUCGGAGCUGUCUUAGGGUUUCUGGUGAACCUGCUUUUCAGCUCCACUCGGAGUUAGGGGAGUGGACACCUGCUCAUUGCCCUGGGAUUGACGCUCCUCUGUUAGGAGUACAGUGGACAUGGUUUUCUAUCCUGUCCGGUGGUGGGCUCCCCCAAAUUGGGAAGUAGGAAGGGGCAUCAUCUGCUUUGUAAGAUGAGCUGACCUUGGGCACAAGGAUGCACUUGUGUUUGUCACUCCAGGCUCUCUUCCUGGGUCACCAUGCUCUCCUCGGUGCCCACCACAGGGUCAGCACUGAAAUGCACCCCCGCAGGAAUGAACGAGGCCUGAGGCCCAACACUGAGCAGUGCCCAUCAUCCUCCAGGGCCUUUGCACCUUGCUGUAUCAGCCUGUCCAUUCUCUCUAGACCCCCUGCACGCAGUGCCUCUUUCCCCUGAGCAUUUGGCUCUGCCCUGCACUGUUCAGCCUGUCUGCCUUCAAGGCUUUCCCCAGGGGUCUCAGAACCAUGGCUUCAGCAGCGCCUGGACCCUAGCUUUCCAGCUGACUGCUGUCUUAGAUGUGCGAGCAGCCCAGUCCAAAGCGGAUGCCCCUUCUUUCCUCCUGCCUUUGACGUGCUGCUUUGUAUCACUUGUAUCUGGUGUUGCCGUGGGCUACUCAGAGUAGCCCUGGGGUCCCACACCCAUGGUAACCCCCUUCCUGCCAAUGGGAUCUCCACGGACAUCUAGCACAGUUGCUUACCAGCCAGUCUCCUGCCUCCUGCUCUUUCCUCCCUACUGGCCACAGAGUAAGUGCCUGAAAACACGGACUGGAAUGUUGCAUCUCAUCUGUUGGGGCCGAAUGGCUGACUGGAAAAAGGCUGAGUUUUUUAGGUGACAUAUACUGGAGAAGACAGUCUUUCUGUGGGUGGAAAAUGGGCUUUGUCGUUGGGCAGAACUGAGUUGGAAUCUUGACUCUGCUCUUCACCAUGCAGCCUUGGAUGAGCUUAGGUUUGCAGCAUUAGUUUUCUCAGGAGAAUGUACAUACACUGCUUAGGAAGGCUGUUGAGAAUGGGACGAAUGGGACGUGGCCCUGGGCCUGAAGCGUCCUGGGUGCUGACAUGCGUGGUAGCUAACAGUUCACAGGCUUGGUGGUGGGUAGCCCAUCCAGCUCCCAUUCCCUUCCUGCCCUUCCCUCUCUCUGGUCCAUGCCCAUUGGAUGGUUAGUGACUAGGGACUAGCCAAUCAUGGGGCUGCAUCUUCCUGGCCAGUGAUUGGUUCAAGGGUGGGCCUGUGACCCAAUCAAAGCCUGUGCAAGUUUUAGCCCUUUGCUGGGGUAAUUGGGGGAGACUUGAAUGGGAGAGGGUAUGAGCAGGUUGCCGCUGGGGUCUGCUGCCUUCGGACGGCCUGCCCAGGAGUGAGACCAGCCCAGAAGUGUGGGGAGGACUAAGUUACCAUGGCCUGGCUGGCCCAAGAUCCGGAACAUGGUAGCGGUGCAGGAAGUCAUCUCCAGCUUGGAGAAAUACCCCAUCACCAAAGAGGCACUCGAGGAAACGCGACUUGGGAAGCUCAUCAACGACGUCCGCAAGAAGACGAAGAACGAGGAGCUCGCCAAGCGGGCCAAGAAGCUGCUGCGGAGCUGGCAGAAGCUCAUCGAGCCUGUGCACCAGAAUGAGGCGGCGCUGCGGGGGCUGGCGGGCGGCCCCGGCUCUGCCAACGGGGGUGCACACAACUGCCGGCCGGAGGCGGGGGCGGCCGGCACACCCAAGAGCAUCCACGACCUGAAGAACCGCAAUGACAUCCAGAGGCUGCCCGGGCAGCGGCUGGACAGGCUGGGCAGCCGCAAGCGCCGGGGGGACCAGCGCGACCUUGGCCACCCUGGGCCGCCUCCCAAGGUCUCCAAAGCAAGCCAUGACUCCCUGGUACCCAACUCAUGCCCCCUCCCCACCAAUGGGAUCAGCGGCAGCCCCGAGAGCUUCCCUGGGCCCCUGGACGGCAGUGGGCAGGUGGGCCCCGAGGGCGGCCGCCUGGAUCCUGGCGAGAUGGAUAAGCACAGCGGCAAGAUCCCCGUCAACACUGUGAGGCCGCACACCAGUUCCCCGGGCCUGGGCAAGCCCCCCGGGCUGUGCUUGCAGACCAAGGCUGCAGUGCUGCAGCGGCUGGACAGGGUGGACGAGACUUCGGGGGCCCCCCCACCCAAGGGGCCUCCUCGCUGUUCCUUCAGUCCCCGGAACUCACGGCACGAGGGCUCCUUUGCCCGGCAGCGGAGCCCGUACACACCCGGGGGCUCCGUGCCCAGCCCCCCGCCACAGCCCCAGGCGCUCGAUGCCACGCAGGUGCCGUCACCGCUUCUGCUGGCCCAGCCGUCCACGCCCCCUGUGCGGCGGCUUGAGCUGUUGCCCAGCGUGGAGAGCCCAGUGCGCUGGCUGGAGCAGCCCGACAGCCACCAGCGGCUGGCAGGGCCCGGCUGUAAGGCGGGGCUGCCCCCGGCCGAGCCCCUCCUGCCCCGGGCAGGCUUCUCUCCGGACUCCUCCAAGGCAGACAGCGAUGCUGCCUCCUCUGGUGGCUCGGACAGCAAAAAGAAGAAGAGGUACCGGCCUCGCGACUACACGGUUAACUUGGACGGGCAGGUGGCCGAGGCGGGCAUCAAGCCGGUCCGGUUAAAAGAGCGGAAGCUCACCUUUGACCCCAUGACAAGACAGAUCAAACCUCUGACCCAGAAAGAGCCGGUGCGGGCCGACAGCCCUGUGCACAUGGAGCAGCCCAGGACAGAGCUGGACAAGCCUGAGGCCAAGGCCAGCCUCCAGAGCCCUUUUGAACAGACGAACUGGAAGGAGCUGUCACGCAAUGAGAUCAUCCAGUCCUACCUGAGCCGGCAGAGCAGCCUGCUCUCGUCGUCAGGCGCGCAGACCCCGGGGGCUCACCACUUCAUGUCCGAGUACCUGAAGCAGGAGGAGAGCAGCCGGCGUGGGGCCAGGAAGCCACACGUGCUGGUGCCUCAUGGCCCGCCCACAGACCUCCCGGGGCUGACCCGGGAGGUCACGCAGGACGAUCUGGACAGAAUCCAGGCCCACCAGUGGCCGGGGGUGAACGGGUGUCAGGACACACAGGGUAACUGGUAUGACUGGACGCAGUGCAUAUCGCUCGACCCGCAUGGCGAUGACGGGCGGUUGAACAUUCUGCCUUAUGUCUGCUUGGACUGACCGCCCGGCGGCCUCGAAGUGCAUUCCCACCUUGCAGUUAGCCGGGGCGGGCGGGGGCCGGGGCCCAGCCACCUCCAGGGGUUGGGAACCUGAGACUCUGGCCCAGGGCAGGCUGGCGGGAGGGGGCAGGAGUCUCUGCUCUGCCCUCAAAAUUCUCCUUCUUUUGUGAAAUGCUGCUACCAGUUUACUAACAAAAUUGCAAAGGAAGGACCGCGUGGAAGAAAGGCCGGCAAAGUGAGUUCAGAACUCAAUAGCAAACCAGCUAUAAAAAGCGUUAGUCCCCACCCCGGAAGAGGUGUGGAUGCUUCCCAGCACCGGAAGCUGGGCCCUCAGUUGCAGGCAGGCACAGAAAACCUGUGGGAGAGGUUACCUUUAACACAGCAACCGAAGCACGCAUCUCAUCGAUUUGCAUUUUCUGUUUUUUAAUUUUACCCUGAGUGUCUGAGGCAGUGGGCAAACCCGUAGCCUCUGUGUGUACCUUACCUGGCCAGCGUUUCCGUCAUGGUGCCAGAAGCUUCUCAGCUGUAGUGAGCUGCUGGCACCGGGUAGGCCACCUGGCCAGCCAGUUUGACCCACACUCCAUGGGCAUCCACACAUUCGUAUCUGAUUCCAGUUAAAACCUAGUUUUUAAAGAAAUGCUGCAAAAAUUUAAGUUUUCUAGUGUUUAUUUCAUCCCCCUCUUCCAUCUGACCACCAGCCAAAUAAUUUUCCUUUCUUUCUCCCUGUUCAUUUUCCCCUUCCUGCACAUAUCUAGAAAAUUUCACCUUUCUAGAGUCCCCUCCCAAAAGACACAAAAGUAACUGCGGGUGCUACUGGUGUGUAAGCUGUCCUGUUGGGCGUGGAGACCUGUCUGUACGCUGGAAACACUCAUAACCAUUCCUUUAGAUUCGUUUGCCUUAUGGUUAUUGUCAUAAAUGCGAUUUGCAAAAACAAGGAGCCUUAGUGAAUGUACAGUACCUAGACUUCUGUGUUCUCAGGACGCAGAAGGGAGCAACUUUGCUAUUUGGUCCAGUAAGUGGACACCUUGUGAUAUAAAUGUGGAAAUAAAAAAAAAAAAAAAAACAUUUGCACAAACCAGUCUGAGAAUCGUUUCUCAUUUGGUCCUUUAUGGCCAAAUCAGCCCUUUCUGGAUUCUGGACUAGUGGAGAAGACCUGGACCCCUGUCUGAGGUUCAGGCCCCACAGCUAGACUGCAGAGAGGUGGGCAGGGCAAAGAGGCCAAGCCAGCCUGUUGGCCUUCUGCGUGGAAACUGACCUCCACCUGCCUUUCAUUCAUUCAGGGCCACGUGUUGCCUCUCCCCCCUCCAGGGUCACCUGCUAGCUUUGGGUGACAGAAACCAAGGAUCCACACCAAGGAAUGUUAUCCUGGCUCCAUCCAGACCUCACCUGCCCCAGAGAAAGAAGCCCUCCCAAGAAGGCUCUGUGGCCCAGGUCUCAGUGACUUUGUUUUGCCCCCCAAAAUAUUUGUAGUUCUUACAGGGCAUAGCUCAAAGCCAUGUCUGGCAGUGCACCCCUUGGCCACGGCCCCAGGCUGCCAGCUCCCCAUGCAGCCCUGGGGCUAUCUUAGUAUCUGGCUGGUGCUGAUAUUUAAAGAAAAAAACUUUUCUCCCUUGACUGUGAAGUAACAGUCUUUUAAUUCUGCCUCCCGUCCCUGAAACCAUAAGCUAAGACUUGAGUUUUGUAGUUUUUUCACUCCAGAAUAGAUCAUCUUGGACAUAUCUACUUAAUUUCACAGUUGGGGAAGUAGCUGCCCCUUAAGAAAGGUGGCCCCACAGGGCAAACCAAGGGGUCCAGGAACAGUCAGCCCAGAACCACAGUUUCAGAUCCAGCAGGGAUUUCUGACUCAGCCUUGGUGCAAGACACAUGCAGCCCAGAAAAGGGCAGGGGCUGCAGUGGCUUUGAGGGCAGUCUGGUGGAACUCCAGACCGGCCACCUACCAGCUGUGUGGCUCUGGGCUAAUCACUUCACUCCUGUGUACAUGUCCCCAUUUGGGAGAUGCAAGUGCUUAUGCCAAGAGUUGUGAAGACUAAGUUAAAUGACCAAAGUUUAGAAAAAAAAAAUCAUGUCAGAGGAGCUGUUUGUGCUGUGGAGUUACUUUCCUAAUUUCACAGUGCCUGUUUCUCGUAAUGUGGCCAGCCCCAUGGCUCUGGGUUGUCCCAAGGAAGUGCCAUUACUCUGUGACAAAGGGUCAUAGGCACAGCUGGAAGGUAUCGGGGUGUGUGCAGGCUGGCACCCUAUGAGCAUCUCCUUGUCUCAGACCAGGGUUUUGGCACAGGUCGCUGCUCCCCCGCCUACUGCAGGGACCACCUGGCCUGUGUCUGAGUACCCAGUAAGCCCCCAAGCCCCAGGGUAAAGAUACUGCCUGCCUUUGAGAACACAAGGUUAAGUUGGGAAUCAAUGGGUUGUCACUUUCUAAUCUGCCAAGUAAGGACACUGUAAAACGGAACUUUUAACCCCUUCCCCCCAAAAACUUGUUGGAACAUGAUUUUUAGAACAAAUUAAAGUCCUUCAGGUAGUAUAAAAUCAUCUUGCUGAAAACACCGUCUCGUUUUCCUCCGCUGGGGCCCGGGGCUUAUUUCUCCCGCCGGUCCUGGGGCAUCAGCAGUCAGGGCCGGCAGUCCCCCUCCUGCAGAGCCCUGGAGACAGGUCCCCGAGGAGCCUGCCGCGGCCACGGCUCCCGAAUUGGCCAAGCGGCCUAAGCCGAGUCGCUUCCCUUGUCUGGGCUUCGGUCAGUCCGUCUGUGAGAGGGAC